AUGUGGUGCACGUGCAGCAUACUGUGUAUACUUGUGGCUUACUUCCAUAAAAUCGACGCACAUCUAAUAAUCGAACAAGAAGAACAUGUGAACUUCGCUAAUUUCUCCAAGCUCAUUGAGAAAAUUCGCUUGGAGCGUGCAAUCGAAACGCUGGUGGUGUUUAGGGCCUUUCACGGGCGGCAAUCCUGUCUGGACGAUGACGCACUGCGUUCCCUGCAGCGUGCAAAUAUCACCGUUAUACUUCUGAAUGCCACAACCAGCUGCCAGCUGCAAGGCGCUGAUGUUAACAGCGAAUUGUUGGUGGCGCGAUGUGUCACCGAGCCCAUCCAGCCACUUCUGUUGGACAUGAUGGUCAGAUGUCUCGGAGUGGUGCGCGAUGUGCGCAUCCUCUUUAUGUGGCAUGUCCACUACAGAAAAGCGUCGGCGGAAAGGCGCCAAGAGUUGCGCUUGCAAAUGCGAACCCUUUUCGAAUACUGCGCUCACACGAAGCUGCUAAAUGCCAUAAGCGUCUACAGCGAUUUCGAGUCCGAGGGCAACUUCUACACAUACAGCUACUUCCCGAGUUUCCAUUUGGAACGCAAACAACUGCAGGACACGUGCUUUCCCAAUCGUUUAAUGAAUAUGCAGGGCGCCGCUCUGCGCACGAUUCCCGACCAAAAUGAACCGAGAUCGAUUGUGUGGCGCGAUCGUCGAGGAAGAUUGCAAAUAGGUGGCUACAUGGCCAAAGUAAUUGAGACUUUCGCUGCACAUCACAAUGCUACGAUCAGCUACCCGAUACCAAUCGUGCCGGACGUCACCUACGAGUACGAAAUGAUAUUCAGAAUGCUGCAAAACGAAACGAUCGACUUUUUGAUGGGGUUAACCGGUAUCGGUUGGAAGUUGAAUGCAUCCCAGGUGUCAGCGCCGGUCUUCUCCUUGUUUUGGGCUCCCAUGUUGCCGUUUCCACCGACACGUCCCACAAGAGAUAUAUAUUUGCUUAUAUUUAAAUCGGUUAUCGGCAUUAUCCUGCUACUGUUGCUGCUGAUAUUCUCUUGUCUGCUCACUUGGGAGCACGUGCGUUGGCAUCGCCAUCGUCGCACACGCAUAAACACAUCCGGACUCUUUUUGUUCACUCUCACGAAUGUCUCUCUUCGCAGCAUGCUGGGUCAGCCGACAUACAUUCACAACUCCGCUGCAUCCUCGAAGCGUUUCAUCUGUAUUUUACUCUUUCUGGCCGGCAUUUAUGUGAGCACCACCAGCACUAGUUAUUUGCAAACAUAUCUCACAAGCAGCCCUAAACUUCAGCGAGUCAAUACAUUCGACGAGCUGCUUCGUGUGCCGACACGCAUUAAAAUUUCCUCAGCCGAAUACAAUGCGCUAACAGAUUUCGUCGGAUCCCGCUUUUUAGAGAAGUAUAAGAGUGUAUUCCUAAUUACGUCAUCCAUAAAUGAUUAUUAUUAUCAGCGUAAAACUCUCGAUACUCAUUUCGGUUAUACCGUUUCGCAAUCGUUGUGGAAGACGUUGGUGGAGUAUCAAAGAAAAUUGGGUGUAAACAUGUUCUACAUUAGCGAUAGGAUGCAUUUGGCGAAAAACCUACAGAUGGGGAUACCCAUGAGUCCACACUCCAUUUACCGAGGCAAACUGAAUGUGCUGAUCCAAAAUUUAAUAAGCGCCGGCCUGGUGGAGUUUUGGGAAAAUCAAGCUUAUAACGACAUGGUGGCAGCAGGGAAACUCAAAGUAACACCUUCGACGCCCUCCAAUCUGGAGCAUAGGCUAACCUUGGGGGAUCUCUACUGGAUAUGGUGGCUGUAUGGGGUUGGCACGAGCUUGGCGUUUGUGGCCUUUCUUGUGGAGCGAGGCGUUGGUAAAAGGAAGAAAUAG
Zeugodacus cucurbitae (melon fly) is the source of this 1860-nucleotide messenger RNA. RefSeq lists its product as uncharacterized. NCBI's taxonomy places the organism in Eukaryota, Metazoa, Arthropoda, Insecta, Diptera, Tephritidae. The transcript has a single exon. The record is from RefSeq and is a predicted model, not a curated record. The coding region runs from base 1 to 1860 and encodes 619 amino acids.